This is a messenger RNA of Eutrema salsugineum, 1452 nucleotides long. Its product is annotated as ATP-dependent DNA helicase PIF1-like. The transcript has 3 exons. Gene Ontology annotation, biological process: telomere maintenance; DNA repair. Gene Ontology annotation, molecular function: DNA helicase activity. The coding region runs from base 1 to 1452 and encodes 483 amino acids. NCBI's taxonomy places the organism in Eukaryota, Viridiplantae, Streptophyta, Magnoliopsida, Brassicales, Brassicaceae. The record is from RefSeq and is a predicted model, not a curated record.
AUGUGCUCGAAAAUACGGGAUGAGAGGAAUUACAAUCGCGAAACUCUUAGAGUUAGAAACGAGCAGAUGUUAGCCACUGUAACCAGCGAACAGAGAAGUGUUUAUGAUGAGAUCCUAGAAGCAGUAAAUAAGAACAAAGGAGGUAUGUUCUUUGUUUAUGGUUCUGGAAGUACUAGUAAAACUUAUUUGUGGAGUCUAUUAGGAUCUGCUCUACGUUCCCAAGGUGAUGUUGUUCUUAAGGUUGCAUCGAACGGGAUUGCUGCGUUUCUAUUAGAAGGAGGCCGAACUGCGCAUUCAAGAUUUGCAAUCCCUAUGGUGGUUAAUAAGUUUACCUUCUGUUCAAUCAAGAAGGUGUCGAAUCUUGCCGACCUGAUAAGGAUUGCUAAACUCAUUAUAUGGGAUGAGGCGUUGAUGAUGAGUAAAGACUGUUUCGAGACUCUAGAUAGAACGAUGCGUGAUAUAUUAGAAGUUGAUAAGCCCUUUGGUGACAAGGUCAUUGUUUUGGGAGGGGAUUUCAGGCAAAUAUUGCCAGUGAUUCCAAAUGCUGGGAAGACAGAGAUACUUAUGGCCACUUUGAAUUCGUCACCUCUGUGGUACAAAUGUAGAGUGUUGAGGCUUACACAGAACAUGCGACUUAUAGCUGGAGAUAAUAGCCGUGCGAUGCUUGAACGAGCUGCCUUUACAAAGUGGAUCUUAGACAUUGGUGAUGGAACGAUAAAUGAUGAUGGAAGUGGUGAAGCCGUGAUUGAUAUUCCUGAUGAUCUGUUGAUUAAAGACUGUAAAGAUCCUAUAAAAACGAUCGUCAAAGAAAUUUAUGGGAGUUCGUUUUCGAAAGAGACUGAUCCUAAAUUUUUCCAAGACCGUGCCAUACUGAGUCCAAGAAACGAUGAUGUAGAUACGAUAAAUGAUUACAUGCUUUCAAAGAUUUCGGGUGUUGAAAAGACCUAUCUUAGUUGUGAUAGCAUUGAUACGGCUGAAGAAGUUGUCAAUUACAGUGAUGCAUCUGAAGUACCCUCGGAGAGUGUAGCCAGUAAGAAUAAAGGUGGUUCCAACAAUAUGAUUUAUACCGAGGAGUUUUUAAAUAGUAUCAAGAUGUCUGGUUUCCCUAAUCAUGUCCUGAAGUUGAGAGAGGGUAGCAAGGUUGGUGAGAAAGUACAGAUUCCUAGAAUAUUCUUCUUUCCUUCGGAGAUGAAACUUCCUUUGAGGAUGAGACGCAAGCAGUUUCCUAUCACAUUAGCUUUUGCAUUGACUAUAAACAAAAGCCAAGGACAGACACUCGAAAAGGUUGGUUUGUAUCUUCCAAGGCCGGUAUUUACUCAUGGACAAAUCUAUGUCGCUGUGUCGAGGGUUACAUCCAGAGAAGGUUUGAAGAUAUUGAUCACCGAUAAAGACAACAAACCACAAAGCAAAACAUUGAAUGUCGUCUACAAGGAGGUUUUUGACAAGAUAUGA